AUGUCGGGGAAAGGAGAAUGCAGUGCGUGGGGUGGCAAAAGUGCCUGGGGACGGAAAGAGGAGGAUUGUGAACCGAUCGUUUCCUUUGUCGAAAUAAUGAGUGAAGAUCUGGCUGAGACUUUGAACGAAGAGGAACGUCGGAAGGAACAAGAGUUUCUACAAGCGAUUGCUGAAAGCGAAGCUACACCGUUUUGCUUGACGGUUUUGUCCAACUGUGCAGAUCAUAUUCCUUCAGCCACUGUGACUGUAACUCCUGAUCGAUACUAUCCGAAAACAGCCCAGGAUUCUGAUAUUUCGAGUGACGACGAGGAUGCCAGACAGUUUGUUACCGAUCUACUCUAUGCUAAGUUAACCGAUGAUGCACCAACACACAGCAGCCCAGUGUUCCGUAACUCUGGAGGAGAUAUGGUCACGAAACACGAUGCCAAUGCUUCUGCCAGGCGAAAUGCUGAUAAAGCCAUGAAUAGAAGUUUCUAG
Molecule: messenger RNA, 477 nt
Organism: Cooperia oncophora
Lineage: Eukaryota; Metazoa; Nematoda; Chromadorea; Rhabditida; Trichostrongylidae
Source: the annotation of a GenBank genome assembly